Molecule: messenger RNA, 993 nt
Organism: Cantharellus anzutake
Lineage: Eukaryota; Fungi; Basidiomycota; Agaricomycetes; Cantharellales; Hydnaceae
Exons: 5
Coding region: 236-757 (173 amino acids)
Source: RefSeq, a predicted model, not a curated record
UGGCUUCCCGAAAGAGCCUGUUGAAAGUCGGGACGUAUUCUGAGACCAUCCCCUUUGAUGACAACUAUGAACUUCAAGAUGGAGUAGGGUGCGCGAGAGGGACAACGGUGCCCCGGAGGAUCCGUCGCUCAUUACAGAUUCCAAGCUGAAUUACCGCUAUUCGGCGGUCGUGGCUGUUCCACGCAUAAACGUUAGUUCGCAAUGCAGCAUCCCCGCAGAUGACUGAAGCCAUUGCAUGCAAUGUGCUCCACUUGCCCACGCACCUGCCACGUCUAUACUAAUAGAGGCUGGUGACCUGCCUACCUGCCACGGGCGGUUGAUACCUUGCUUGCUAGGAUUCGAGAUUCGAGUGCUGAAUAGAUAUAUAUGCAUAUUUCCAAAGGGGAGAAUUUCGUCUGGGAUGGCAAUCCGCAAAGCGUACACCUAUUGUAAGGCCAUGUGCGUUUGUUGUUACGCUGGUCUUAUGUUCGUAUCGCCCACUGCGCUCCCAGGCCCAGUCUACCUGCGCAUAUUGUGCUGCAUCUCCGAUACAAUAGGGUACUGCCCUCAAGGAACCUUACAAUCAUGCCCUUGCUUCAUGCGCACACCUAAGCUUCAACCCCACUGCUACAUAGGGUAUGUUCACCUGGUAUCACGAUGCCCUGCCGAUUCCUUGUUGUUUGCUUGCCUUUCGGUGCCACGUUCCAUGUGGUCAAUUAUUUUGCCACCAUCAGAACAAGAAUUCGUUAGUAAACUGCAAAUAUACGGGCAUUCGUAGAAUUGAUGCAAAUUACACGCUUUAAGCACCAUUUCGCUCUUGGUAUGUACUCAUCUAGCGCCACCUGUGUCUCAUCGGCAUUCGUGUAGGUGACUAGCAUUGAGAAUGACGGAGAUGACUCUAACCCGGCAGAACCAUGAUUCUCCCACUGGUACGCGCUUCCUCAUUGGACGAAGACAGUUCCUGGUUCAGUAAUUGUUAGUCCGUCUCGGGGACGGUGUUACAGCGUUGGUUAU